This is a messenger RNA of Odontomachus brunneus, 468 nucleotides long. RefSeq lists its product as uncharacterized. Lineage: Eukaryota; Metazoa; Arthropoda; Insecta; Hymenoptera; Formicidae. Bases 1 to 468 code for a protein of 155 amino acids. The transcript is spliced from 3 exons. The record is from RefSeq and is a predicted model, not a curated record.
AUGGAACAUCCCGAGGAGCAGUACUACAAACUAAACCGAUUUUUGUUGAGGUUUAGUGGCUUAUGGCCUUAUCAAAGCGCGAGGGACGCUUUUAUAAUGAGGACUAUUAUUACGAUUUUGAUACUAUCGUCCUUGUUUGUUCAGAUAACGAGCGCUUUUAAAUCAGAGAUUACGAUAGAUUAUUUGUUCGACAUGAUACCAUGGUUCGUACCUACAUUAGGUACAUUGACUCAUUUGUACGCGCGCAUCAUACACAUAAACAAACUUAAAGAACUUUUCGACUGUAUAUGGAAUGAUUGGGCGUUGCAAAAGACAGAGGACGAGAUGAAAAUCAUGCAUAAACAUGCUGGGACUUCGAGAUCACUGAUGAUUUAUUUUUCGCGUAAGGGAAACACUAGAUUUCGCUUUACCUACAGGAGAAAAAAGCCUCCUCUAUCCGUAAGAUUAAGACUGCAUUAUUGCAUAUGA